Opisthorchis viverrini is the source of this 638-nucleotide messenger RNA. RefSeq lists its product as hypothetical. Bases 24 to 494 code for a protein of 156 amino acids. Lineage: Eukaryota; Metazoa; Platyhelminthes; Trematoda; Opisthorchiida; Opisthorchiidae. The transcript has 3 exons. The record is from RefSeq and is a predicted model, not a curated record.
CAUAGUUGUCACAGGCGCGUAACAUGUCACCAUCUACUCUACACAAACGGAGGAUAGGAUCUAAAUCGGGUAAACGGUCAACUGACUGUAGACGAAGUAGCAGACUACGCUGGAUCGAGUGUGAACGACUAAAAGAAAUUGUUCCAAGUGUGGCCGGUGCCGAAUGCGUGAAUGAGGUAAAAGUUAUCAAAGAGGCAAUCAAACAUAUCAGUCGGCUCGAGGAAGCGGUUAUUCAACGCCUAGUCUCAUGUGACUCGGAAAUGCUGCCGGUACGAACAAACAUCACUGGUUCAGUAUCCCACAACUUCUUGUCAGAUCGCCUACUAGCCCUGUUGAUGCACCGCCAAACAGAACCGACUCACCUCCCAUUGAGCCAACUUCAUCAAUCCUCCGGAAGCAUCUUUUGGCUUCCUCAACCUUUCCAUUUCAGUUCAUCGUCUGCCAGCACGCCGUGUUGUACGGAUGAAGAAGAUCACAUGAACCAGUGCGUUUGACGAAGGUAUCCUACUGACAACACUACAGAUCCGUCUUUCGAGUACACGUGAACAUCUUUGUGGAACGUUGACAGUGAAGGACGCAGAGUUUCGUGCACUUGUAAAUUUUGUACAGAAAUACUUUAUUAGCAAUAAAAAGUCGAA